Molecule: messenger RNA, 3899 nt
Organism: Hemibagrus wyckioides
Lineage: Eukaryota; Metazoa; Chordata; Actinopteri; Siluriformes; Bagridae
Gene: oat
Product: ornithine aminotransferase
Exons: 10
Coding region: 157-1485 (442 amino acids)
Cellular component (GO): cytoplasm
Molecular function (GO): pyridoxal phosphate binding; L-ornithine transaminase activity; identical protein binding
Source: RefSeq, a predicted model, not a curated record
CGUCAUGCAAGAGUCACGUGACCGACUUUAUAAACCACGCCGCUCAUCGGUGCGCAUGCGCGCAGAACCACGGCGGAAAAUUACACGGACUGGCAUCCCUUUACCGGUGAAAGAGGACCGCGUUUAUAAACGGCAAAUAAACCCGCAGGUAUCACGAUGAAGUGCAUGCUGACUCACCUAAGCCGCUGGGCCACGCCCACUCUGAGCCGCGCCUCCCACUCCGGCAUGCGCUCGUCCUCCACUGCAGCGUCUUACGCUAAACGUGAAGAGAGACUGCUCUCACCCGAGGAGGUGUUCUCCCGAGAGGAGCGAUACGGAGCUCACAACUACCACCCACUGCCCGUCGCCCUGCAGAGGGGAGAAGGGAUUCACGUGUGGGAUGUUGAAGGACGUCGGUAUUUUGACUUCCUGAGUGCGUACAGCGCCGUAAAUCAGGGUCACUGCCACCCCAAAAUCGUGGCAGCUUUGACCGAACAGGCGUCCAGACUCACGCUGACCUCCAGAGCUUUCUACAACGAUGUGCUGGGAGAAUAUGAGGAGUUCAUCACCUCUCUGUUCGGAUACAGCAAAAUCCUGCCCAUGAACACAGGUGUGGAAGGUGGAGAGACGGCGUGUAAACUGGCACGAAAGUGGGCGUACAGUGUGAAAGGCGUUCCUCAGUACCAGGCCAAGAUCAUCUUCGCAGAGGGGAAUUUCUGGGGUCGUACCAUGGCGGCCAUUUCCAGCUCCACUGACCCCAGCAGCUACGAGGGGUUCGGACCGUUCAUGCCCGGGUUCGAGCUCGUGCCCUACAACCACAUCCCGGCUUUGGAGAAAGCUCUCCAGGACCCUAAUGUUGCUGCGUUCAUGGUGGAGCCAAUUCAAGGGGAAGCCGGUGUCAUUGUGCCUGAUCCAGGCUACCUGAGGAAAGUGCGCGAGCUGUGCACCAAAUACAACGUUCUGUUCAUCGCAGACGAGGUACAGACGGGUUUGGCUCGUACAGGACGCAGGUUGGCUGUAGACCACGAGGGAGUGCGUCCGGAUCUACUGGUGCUGGGGAAAGCUCUGUCUGGAGGAAUGUAUCCUGUAUCUGCAGUGCUGUGUGAUGAUGAGGUGAUGUUGACGAUUAAACCAGGUGAACACGGCUCCACCUACGGAGGAAACCCUCUGGCCUGCAGAGUCAGCAUCGCUGCCCUACAGGUCAUGGAGGAGGAGAAGCUGGCAGAGAACGCAGCAACAAUGGGGAAGAUUUUGAGGGUGGAGCUUAACAAGCUGCCCAAAGAGAUUGUAUCGGUGGUGCGAGGGAAAGGCCUCCUCAACGCCAUCGUCAUCAAGGAGACUAAAGAUUACGAUGCCUGGCGAGUCUGCUUGCGUCUCCGUGACAAUGGGCUAUUAGCCAAGCCCACUCACGGUGACAUCAUCAGGCUGGCCCCGCCCCUCAUCAUCAAGGAAGACGAGAUCAGGGAGUGCGCAGAAAUCAUUCAGAGAACCAUCUUGUCCUUUUAAACAGCUCCUGACCUUCAGAAAUAAUUACACUUUAAACCAACAACAGACGAGUGUUUAACAGUUCAUACGUUUAUCAGCCAAGAAGUGAUGAAGUGACACCUAGGAAUGUGUCGGAGAGGCUGUUUAUUUUAGGCUAAGUCUAGUUUCUCGCCUCAGACCUUUUAAAUCCUUUAGUCUAGGACUAAUACAGAGAAAAAAACACAACUUUUUUGUUUUAUUGAGCAUAAAAUUGCUCAUGAUUAUUUGAAAAAAUAGCUUUAUGAUAAAUUAGGCCAGCUCGUGGUAGCAGGAAAUUGAAGGGUUGCAUUUGUGUGUGUGUGUGUGUGUGUGUGUGUGUUGCUCAUAUACCUGACUCAGGUGUGAUAAUACAGAUAAACAAAUUACAGAGCGUUCGGAGCUAUGAGGCUAAUAUAGCUAGCGAAUUAACGCAAGUCGUUAACCACCAGUUUAGCUUCCUGUGUGAACGUGUGUGGUUUAGCCAUGCAGAUUUAGCUUUAGCAUCAGGCUAAACUGGCGGUAUUGUUUGCCUUGUAGCUCUAAAUGCUUCACAUUAAACAAAUUGCCUUAAAGGAAUUCAUCUGAAAAUUAUGUGACGUAUUCGUGGAGGCGGACGAAGCUAACGUCUAGACUCGGCGAAUCGUAGUCUGAUGAAGUCGUAUGGGUUUUGCACAGAACUUCGGAAGAACCGUAGUGAAUGUAAUUCGUUACAAACGGAAAACUGACAAUGCUGGAAGAGAAAUUAAACGCUUUCUCGUGCAAAUGUUUACGUGAGGAACGCGUCUUUCUGCUGUUACAUUGCGGACAGAAAACCUGAUUUUUCUGUCUGUUAAAAAGAAAACUCGAAUGUGAAAUCCUCCGUCAUUUCUGAGAGAAACUUUAGUCUGUUGGAAAACAUUCCAUCUAUCGAGGAAGUCAUCAGUAUUCAUUCAGGAACUUUGGACCUUCUUUAUAACGAGAUAAAGAACUGGUUCAAACCUACACAAAAUUAGCCAAAUUAGCCACAUCCAACAAUGCUAAGGUAGCUAACAAGCACAAGAAGCUCAUAGCUACCAUUUUAGCACAAAGCUAAAGACAGGAAACGUCGUUACUGCUGAAAUAUUUUUGUUUUGUGUCCUGAAACGAAAUUUCUUGUAACCAAUCAUCAGUGUGCGUCUCUGGCUCCUCCCACUACUGAGUGAAAAGUCUCCCUAGACCAGAGUGUCUUUAUAUCCAUAUAUGGACUUCAAAUGUUUCUCUGAGCAGGCUGCAGACCGGUGGGCGUGGCUUUGAAUCAAAUCAAAUCAUCAUCUGAGUUUUUCCUGUGAAGGACAGAGCCGUUGGAGUUCCUCCUGAAGAGGGCGGUGUCUUUAUAGUUCUCUCUGGUAGAGGGCAGGGUUUCUGUCACUGAAGGGUGGAGACUUUGUGGUUCACUCUGUAGUGGGUGGAGCCUUCUUGGUUCUUAUUGUGGAGGGUGGAGCCUUUAACAUUCUUUGUGGAGGGCGGAGCCUUUGGAGUUUUCUUUGCUCUUUGCAGAAGGCGGAGUCUAAAUAGUUUUCUUCUGUGGAGGGUGGAGUCUUUAUAGUUUCUUUCUGUGGAGGGCAGAGUCUUCAUAGUUUCUUUCUGUGGUGGGCGGAGUCUUCAUAGUUUCUUUCUGUGGUGGGUGGAGUCUUCAUAGUUUCUUUCUGUGGUGGGUGGAGUCUUCAUAGUUUCUUUCUGUGGUGGGCGGAGUCUUCAUAGUUUCUUUCUGUGGUGGGUGGAGUCUUCAUAGUUUCUUUCUGUGGUGGGCGGAGUCUUCAUAGUUUCUUUCUGUGGAGGAUCCAGGUAUUUGGAGUUCUCUUUGUGGAGGGUGAAGUCUUAGAAAAGUGCAGGAUGUGCUUAUAAUCCCAGACUCCAAGACACGCCUACAUUCCCAUUUAUGGUCUUGAAGGCAGGUUCAGUCUGAGCUUUUCUCUUUGCAUAUUUAUUGCCUUAUGACACGCCCACAUUUCAGAUUCUAAACUGUUGAAUCAACUCGGAGGGAAUGUUUACGUGUCUCUGGAGUGGGCGGAGUCAGUCGUAGACGCACACUGAUGACAUAAGAUGGUCUGAUUGAUAAUAAUGAAGGUUUCACACUGCUGGAUUUGAUGGAAGAGGAGAACUGGGUAUACUGGCUGAGUGUUAGUGGAGUUUAUCCAGAAAUCAUCCAGGAGUCACACUUCACCUGAAACCGUGUUACAGAAUUAAAUCCACAGUGAAGAUCCUCUGAGAACAGAGUGCUAAUACACUAUAAUUUAUACCUAUGAUGUAUUUAACAUACAUUGUGUGUGUGUGUGUGUGUGUGUGUUGUUUAUCUGUUGAAUGCUGUAAUGAAGAAUCUGAAGUGUGCACAGAUUUCUGAGGAUAAAAUCCAGGUUAAAGCUCUAUAAUUAUUCAAAUAAAGCAGAUUUCAGCAGUGA